Oncorhynchus keta (chum salmon) is the source of this 8150-nucleotide messenger RNA. RefSeq names its product potassium channel, subfamily K, member 4a (gene kcnk4a). Gene Ontology annotation, biological process: stabilization of membrane potential; potassium ion transmembrane transport. The record is from RefSeq and is a predicted model, not a curated record. Gene Ontology annotation, molecular function: potassium ion leak channel activity. Lineage: Eukaryota; Metazoa; Chordata; Actinopteri; Salmoniformes; Salmonidae. Gene Ontology annotation, cellular component: membrane. Bases 5611 to 7377 code for a protein of 588 amino acids. The transcript is spliced from 8 exons.
ACAUUCCAAAUAACGCCCUCUAGUUUAGAGGUCACUAAUGAGGUACCCAGUAAGGCAACUGGCAAGACAUCAGUCCGGUGUACAACUGAAAUCAUUUUUUCCAUUCACGGUUGACUUGAAAGUAGCCUGCUGUCAGAUCUGUUUGUGCUCUUGCCAACUCUUGCUCAUUGUCAAGCAAGACAUGUUUGGCUUGACAAUGAGUGGCAUGAUGGCACAUACAGACUGGUACCCAGAUGGAUACCCAUCUUAAGGAUAUCCUGUUUCUGCUACACCACAGUCUACCUUCCAGUCACCUCGAGAGACUUGAGUUUGAUGACUGGAUAAAUAUGAGUGGAUUACACUGUGAUAACUUAACGUUGCUCAAGACACCUCUGUCUGUGUUCUCAUCCUAACUCACUGUAGUUAGGAAUGUAUGGGUUUAAAAAGCUAAACCCCUCUAAAUUGACAUCAGGAAACAGACAGGGGUUCUGCUCUUACCCCAUAGCUUUGUCAUGCUUACAGUAAUGACUAGGAUUUCCCUAACUCGGUCCUCGGGAUCCCACUGGGUGCACUUUGUGGUUUUUUGCCAUAGCACUACACAGCUGAUUCAAAUGAUCAACUCAAAGCUGUUUAUCAGUCUCGGUCCCAGCUUUGAUGCACCUGUACUGUCUCCACCUUCUAGCGGGGUGAAAAGGCUGUGGCUUGGGUGGCUAAGGUCUUUGAUAUUUUUGGCCUUCCUGUGACACCGGGUACUUUAGAUGUUCUGAAGGGCAGGCAGUGUGCCCCCGGUGAUGCGUUGGGCUGACCGCACCACCCUCUGGAGAGCCCUGCGGUUGCCGUACCAUGCGGUAACCAUGCGGUGAUACAGCCCGACAGAAUGUAUCUGUAGAAGUACGGGAGGGUCUUAGGGGUCAAGCCAAAUUUCUUCAGCUUCCUGAUGUUGAAGAGGUGCUGUCAGUGUGAAGGGACCUGUUCAGGUCCCGUGAUGUUACACACUGAGGAACUUGAAGAGUUUGACCCUCUCCACUACGGCCCCGUCACCACCUCCCUGUAGGCUGUCAUCGCUGUUGGUAAUCAGGCCUACCAAUGUUGAUUGAGUUGGAGACGUGUGUAGCCAUGCAGUUAUGGGUGAACAGGGAGUACAGGAGGGCGCUGAGCACGCACACCUGUUCCCCCGUGCAAGUGUCUUCACUGACAUUUUCAACCUCUCCCUGUCCUAGUCUGUGCCCAAGCACACCAAGGUAACCUGCCUAAAUGACUACCGACAUGUAACACUCACAUCAGUAGCCAUGAAAUGCUUUGAAAGACUGGUCAUGGCUCACAUCAACACCAUUAUCCCAGAAACCCUAGACCCACUCCAAUUUGCAUACCGCCCCAACAGAUCCACAGAUGAUGCAAUCUCUAUUACACUCCACACUGCCCUUCCCACCUGGACAAAAGGAACACCUAUGUGAGAAUGCUAUUCAUUGACUGCAGUUCAGAGUUCAGCAUCAUAGUGCCCUCAAAGCUCAUCACUAAGCUAAGGACCCUGGGACUAAACACCUCCCUCUGCAACUGGAUCUUGGACUUCCUGACGGGCCGCCCCCAGGUGGUAAGGAUAGGGAACAACGCAUCUGCCACGCUUAUUCUCAAUACUGGGUCCCCUCAGGGAUGCGUGCUCAGUCCCCUCCUGUACCCCCUGUUCCCUCAUGACUGCACGCCCAGACAGGACUCCAACACCAUUAAGUUUGUCGAUGACACAACAGUGGUGUAGGCCUGAUCAACGACGAGAGAGCCCAUAGGGAGGAGGUCAAAGACCUGGCCGUGUGGUGCCAGGACAACAACCUCUCCCUCAACGUGAUCAAGACAAAGGAGAGGAUUGUGGACUACAGGAAAAGGAGGGCCCCAUUCUCAUCGACAGGGCUGUAAUGGACAGGUUGAGAGCUUCAAGCUCCUUGGUGUCCACAUCACCAACAAACUAUCAUGGUCCAAACACACCAAGAAAGUUGUGAAGAUGGCACGACAACGCCUAUUCCUCCUCAGGAGACUGAAAGGAUUUGGCAUGGGUCCUCAAAACGUUCUACAGCUGCACCAUUGAGAGCAUCACUGGUUGCAUCACCGCCUGGUAUGGCAACUGUUCGGCCUCCAAACUAUUUGCAUUGACCCCUCUCCUUUUUAUGCUGCUGCUACUCACUGUUUAUUAUCUAUGCAUAGUCACUUUACCCCUAUCUACUUAUUACCUCAAUUACCUUAACUAACCUGUACCCCUGCACAUUGACUCGGGCCGAGCAUGCCCGCAUUCUCAUCGACGGGGCUGUAGUGGAGCAGGUUGAGAGCUUCAAGUUCCUUGGUGUCCACAUCAACAAACUAACAUGGUCCAAGCACACCAAGACAGUCGUGAAGAGGGCACGACAAAACCUAUUCCCCCUCAGGAGACUAAAAAGAUUUGGCAUGGGUCCUCAGAUCCUCAAAAGGUUCUACUGGUUGCAUCACUGCCUGGUAUGGCAAAUGCUCAGCCUCUGACCGCAAGGCACUACAGAGGGUAGUGUGUACGGCCGAGUACAUUACUGGGGCCAAGCUUUCUGCCAUCCAGGACCUCUGUACCAGGCGGUGUCAGAGGAAGGCCCUAAAAAUUGUUAAAGACUCGAGCCACCCAAGUCAUAGACUGUUCUCUCUGCUACCGCACGGCAAGAGGUACCGGAGUGCCAAGUCUCGGUCCAAGAGGUUUCUAAACAGUUCUACCUCCAAGCCUUAAGACUCCUGAACAUCUAAUCAAAUGGCUACCCAGACUAUUUGCAUUGCCCCCCUAUUUUAUCACUGCUACUCUGUUAUCUAUGCAUUAUCACUUUAACUCUACCUACAUGUACAUAUUACCUCUAUUACCUUGACUAACCGGUGACCCCGCACAUUGACUUUGUACCAGUACACUAUAUAGUCUCGCUACUGUUAUUUUACUGCUGCUCUUUAAUUACUUGUUCCUUUUAUUUCUUAUUUGUAUUUUUUAAACUGCAUUGUUGGUUAGGGGCUUGUAAGUAAGCAUUUCACUGUAAGGUCUACCUACACCUGUUGUAUUCGGUGCAUGUGACUAAUACAAUUUGAUUUGUGUUGAGGAUCAGCACAUCGGAAAUAUUGUCUUCCAAGAUACUGGAUAUAAUGAUGAGAUGCUUGUCUCCACCCUAACAAUGCAUUUCGUUGUCCACAGAGUGGAACGGCGGGCUGUCAACCUCCCACCUAUGCAUCUCUUUCGAUUGGUGGAUACAUCUUGUUAUCUGAACACAUUUCAAUAUUCGAUGAGGGGUGUUGAUGUCAACCACCUGUAUUCAAUGGAGAGUGAGAUGCUAUGCUGGCUCAUGAAUAUGCAUAGACCGGCUCAAAUAUCAACAGGGACAACUCCGAUUUAGUGUUUUUUUUUUCUUUUUUUCAGGAAGUCAGCAUCACACUUAUAUCGGUACACACAUAGCCGAUAUAAGCAUUACGAAACUUCUAUUAGAUCAAAUAAGCCGCAUGUAUCAAUAGCAAUACUUUUUUAUCUUUACUAAAUUCGACACUCAUUGCCCCCCAUACAAAAACUCCUCACCUGCUUAAUACACUGAACAAAAAUAUAAACACAACAUCUAAAGUGUUGGUCCCAUGUUUCAUCGGCUGAAAUAAAAGAUCCCAGAAAUGUUCCAUACUCACACAAAAAACGUAUUAAUCUCAGCUUUUGUGAACAAAUUUGUUUACAUCUCUGUUAGUGAGCAUUCUCCUUUCUAAGAUAAUUCAUCCCCCAGUCAGGGAUGGCAUAUCAAGAAGCUGAUUAAACAGCAUGAUCAUUACACAGGUGCACCUUAUGCUUCGGACAAUAAAAGGCCUCUCUAACAUGUGCAGAAUUGUCACACAAUACAAUGCGACAAAUGUCUCAGGAAUGUCCACCAGAGCAGUUGCCAGAUAAUUGGAUGUUAAUUUCUCUGCCAUAAGCCGCUUCCAUCGUCAUUUUAGAGAAUUUGGCAGUACGUUCAACUGGGCCUCAACCGCAGACCACGCAUAUGGCUUUGUGUGGGCGAGCGGUUUGCUGAUGUCAACGUUGUGAACAGAGUACCUCAUGGUGGGGUUAGGGUUUGGGCAGGCAUAAGCUACGCACAACAAACACAAUUGCAUUUUAUCGAUGGCAAUUUGAAUGCACAGAAAUAAUGCAACAAGAUCGAGGCCCAUUUUUUAAAAUGUAACAUGCAUAUCUGUUUCCUCAGUCGUGAAAUCUAUAGAUUAGGGCCGAAUGAAUUUAUUUCAAUUGACUGAUUUCCUCAUAUGAACUGUAACUCGGUAAAAUCCUUGAAAUUGUUGCGUUUGUGGGCCUCUCGAAUGCUAGCUGUGCCACGAGAGAUUCUGGGUUCGAGUCCAGGCUCUGUCGCAGCCAGCCGCACCGGGAGACCCAUGGCGCACAAUUGGCCCAGCGUCGUGCCGGUUAAGAGAGGGUUUGGCCGGCCGGGAUGUCCUUGUCCCAUCGCGCACAAGCGACUCUUGUGGCGAGCCGGGUGCAGUGCACGCUGACAUUGUCGCCGGGUGCAUGGUGUUUCCUCCGACACAUUGAUUCGGCUGGCUUCAGGGUUAAGUGGGCAUUGUGUCAAGAAGCAGUGCGGCUUGGUUGGGUUGUGUUUCGGAGGACACACUGCUCUCGACCUUCGUCUCCCCCGAGUCCGUACGGGAGUUAGAGCGAUGAGACAAGACUGGGACUACCAAUUGGAUACCACGAAAAUGGGCAAAAUAAAUUAUAAUAAUAAAAAAAAAAAAAAAAAAAUAGAAAUUGUUGCGUUUAUAUUUUUGUUCAGUAUAAAUAAUGAUAAACUUCAUAACAUGGACAUAUUUUGGGUGACGAAAACCCGCCUGUUCCUAAACCAGGGGUGGUGUAAUUCUGCAUAUCUUAAUCCCACAAACCCUGUAUUUAGCAGGGAAUAUUAUUUGCUCAAUAUCAGCUCAAGCUGAGCAAAUUGAGGUGUAGAAUUACUGAUCUACAAAUUGUAUUCCCUGCUAAAUAAUAGGUUUUGUGCAAUUUAAGAUUUGCUGCACUUCACCUCCACUGGUUUUGGCAAUCCCUCUGCCAAGCACAUAUGCACAAGCAGACAUUGAUUGAUUGAUUGGAGAAAGCAUGAGUCAAUUACAGAACAUUUCAUAGAGUUUCCUACCUGCAGCAACACCAGUGGACAGUGCUGGAAUUACUGGAAAAAAGCAGUGCCUCAAAACUCCUGGCCCUAUGAGAGACAAACACACACACACACACACUUCCUAGAAUCCCUCUUCUCCUCCAUCACAGUGAUGUAGAGUCCUGAGCAUGGGGAAACACCUUUCCCACUGCCAGGAACACACACACACUUACUUAGUGGACACACACUUCUCCUCUGUGAGCUUUUGGACAUACACACUUCUACUCACAGAGCGUUUGAUGGUGAGAAGAGCCUGGACACCAAGAAGCACAUACCAUACUGGUUCUUCAGACUUCAUUGUUUCUCCUCAACUCAGCCCUGGGCCUGGUAGAGAGGAGGAGAGAGAACUCUCAUCACCAGAUCUUCAGGAUGGAUAAAACGUGGACAACUGUGCCACCGUGUGUAUCGUGGAAGAGGCCGUAGAACAGACCCUGGCGAAACCUGACUCCUGUGGUGGGGGGGUGUGCUCGGGGCGAUGCGGUGCCCCACCCUGCUGGCCCUGCUGGCAGGGGUCAUGCUAUACCUGGUGAUAGGGGCGCUGGUGUUCCGGACCCUGGAAAGCCCCCAGGAGAGCAAGGAGCACGAGAAGCUGCUCCGUACCACACGUGACUUCCUCCAAAACCACUCCUGUGUCACCGCACAGAACCUCAGCGAUCUCAUCAUGAGUGUGGUGAAGGCGGUGGAGGCAGGCCUGGAUGUCAAACACAACUCCACCAACUUCACUAGCAGGUGGGACCUGGCCAGCGCCUUCUUCUUCUGUGGUACCAUCAUCACCACCAUCGGGUUUGGCAACCUGUCUCCCAGGACCAAAUGGGGCCAGCUGUUCUGUGUGUGUUAUGCCCUGGUAGGGAUCCCUAUGUUUGGUUUCCUGCUGGCUGGUGUCGGGGACCACAUGGGGACGGGGCUGAGGAAGGCCGUGUGGAAGAUGGAGACACUCUUCCUGAAGCGGCGGGUCAGUCCCACUUAUGUGCGGGUCAUGUCUGCUGUUCUGUCCAUCCUGAUUGGCUGUCUGAUCUUCCUCGCCGUGCCAACGCUGGUGUUUAAGGAAGUGGAGGACUGGUCCUUUCUGGAGGCGCUCUACUUUGUGGUCAUCACCCUGACCACGGUCGGCUUCGGAGACUAUGUAGCAGGUGCUAACCGGCGGGACGGAGAUCUGUUUAAGCCACUGGUGUGGCUCUGGAUAGUGUUUGGCCUGGCUUACUUUGCUUCCAUACUCACCAUGAUCGGGAACUGGCUGCGGGUGCUGUCCAAGAAAACACGUGCUGAGAUGGAGGAGUUGAGGGCCCAUGCUACAGACUGGACACAGAACAUCCAGAACAUGUCCAUGGACUUCCGGAUCCCCAACCCUCUGGAACUCAACGACCCCUUCCUGCUGCAGCGGCGCCGCUGGAGACGCAGCACCCGGCAACGGGUCCGCAGGGGAGCGCUGGGGCACCGCGGCAGGCAGGGCGUCAUAGGGGAGAACGGACAUCUGCCUAAUAGGUGGGUCACACGCUCCAUGACCCGUCUGGAGGUCGUGAGGUUAGGGGGGGGUGAGGUUAGGACUGAAGGGGUGAGGUUAGGACCAGGGAUGGGGCUAGGGGUAGGUUUGAGGGCAGAUUGCAGGGUCAAUGCGAGGUCAGAGGGCCGGACGGUUGCGAGGUCACUGUCGAUGCCUUCGGCGCGCUCCGUGAUGGAGUUAGACUAUGACCCUGAUCCUGUUGCGAUAAUGAUGAUGCCAUGGGAGUCGGGCUCUGUGUCCGAGUCUCCAGAGUCUGACUCCAGAUCAGUUGUCUCCUCCUCUGACUCUCACACCUCUGACAUGUGUAUGCCAGUGCGGAGGAUGCCUUUUGCUAGUUUUGACCCCAGUGGGUCUCUCUGUACUGAACAGAGGGGACGCCAUGGAGGAUCCAGGCUGGUAUAUUUCAGGGAGGACGUCCGGUUCCCUGUGCCUCUCCAGCAACUCCCCAAGUCACCCAACUCCACCAUGCCGCUCCCCAUGCCGCUCCCCAUGCCGCUCCCCAUGCCCCCUUUGCCCACCCCGUCAGGCUGCAAGAUGCUAGAUUUCUUCGGGGAGAACUUGGCCUACAUCGACGAGUCGUCGGACACGCUAAGUGACCGGAACCAGACGGUUGAGGGAGGUGUCAGUCCUCGUCCCCGGAUACACCGCAUGAGGAGGCAGCUGAAGGAGAGGAGGGACAGCGACAUGCAGCCCCCCUCUAACCCGCCGACUCCUCCCCCUCUUUCCCAUCUCAGAGACUGACACCGUGACAUGCAGCCCCCCUCUAACUCGCCUACUCCUCCCCCUCUUUCCCAUCUCAGAGACUGACACCGUGACAUGCAGCCCCCCUCUAACCCGCUGACUCCUCCCCCAUCUCAGAGACUGAACAAACUGACAGACACAGGUCCUGAAGGAGGAUACUAAGGCUGGUCUUUAUUACUAGUGUUCAAAGGAGAAGCAGACCUUAAAGCUCAGAUGGACUUAUCUACUGGGGAUCAAUGUGGACCAGGCCAACCAUUUAUUAGAUCUCACUGACUGAGGACCACAGUCACCAUUGAGAAAUAUUUGUAUGAAAACCAAUGAAUGUAUUCAGCAGCACAGGUAUAGAAUAUAUAAACUGUCUCAGCUCAGUGAAGUCAGACUCACUUGGUUGAGAAAUCGUUCCAAGGGUAGUACAACAGCUCCUCUGCAUAGGUGUAGAGGCUGCUGUCCUGUCUGCUACUGGAGCUCAGCCCAAACCUCAGACACCGUUUUUAAAUGACACUAAAGUGGAUGGACUUUUUUUACUAACCAUUUAGAUCUGGUGUCAGAGAUCCAUGUCCCUGUAUAUCCAAUGUCCUUCAGCAUGUGGGAUAUUCAGUACUCUGCUUGUAUAGCUUGUUUGUUUUGACGCUGUUCUGUUGCCCUGAAUGUGUAUGUGCCAAACUGGUAUUUAAAAUAUAAUUGUGCUUUUCUAAAUAAAGAAAAGUCCUAUACAAACCUACAAUACUGUAUGUUUGAUAGACUGAUGAGAUAACAACAUUAUAUACUGUGUC